CUUAACAUGUUCACUUCUAUGUUUCGGACAGUUGGUUCUCCGUAAUCAUCUCGAUAGUUAUUUUUCUUAUACUUUUUUCAUACAAAGAACUAACCGUAAAGAUGGCAGAUAAAGAAAAGAAGAAGAAACCUAAAAAGAAAGAUGAUGGUAAAAAGGAAGAAACAGCACCAACCCCUGAAGCUGAACCCACUCCAGAGAAACAACCAACUCCACCAAAAUCUGAAACACCAAAAUCACCGUCUGGUUCAUCCAGAGCUAGUCGCGGUAGCCGAAAAGCCAAACGCACUGGAUCCAGUGUCUUCUCUAUGUUCACACAGAAGCAAGUUGCCGAAUUCAAAGAGGCCUUUCAACUCAUGGACCAUGAUAAGGACGGUAUCCUUAAUCGAGAGGACCUUCGUUUCAUUUUUGAUCAAGUUGGUCGUCUUGUUACCGACAAAGAGCUGGAUGAAAUGGUUGGUGAAUGCGCUGGACCCAUUAAUUUCACUCAAUUAUUGCAACUUUUUGCUUCACGUAUGCAAGGAGGUGGUGCUGACGACGAUGAUGUUGUAAUUAAGGCUUUUAAUACCUUUGAUGUUGGUAAUGGCAAGAUUGAUGGAGAGAGACUGAGGCAUGCGUUGAUGACUUGGGGUGAAAAAUUUACUGCGAGGGAAGUUAAUGAUGCGUAUGAUCACAUGUACAUCGAUGACAAGGGCUUCAUUGACAUUGAGUCGCUUAUUAACAUGCUUACUGGUAAGGGAGAGGAUGAUGACGAUUAGCCUAUUUGUUUUGAUACAUCGCUAUUUGAUCAACCUAUUUUAAUAAACAAAACUAUUAAAUAAAUGAAAAUUCUUAAAAAACAAUAAAAACGAAAAUUGUCCUCACGAAAUAUGAAUUGUCGGUAUUUAUAAAAGAUUAUAUUAAAGGACAAAUAUUCGAUUAAAAAAUAAAAGAACGACGUUUUUAGCGUGCUUCAAGUGAA
This is a messenger RNA of Ceratosolen solmsi marchali, 958 nucleotides long. RefSeq names its product myosin regulatory light chain 2 (gene Mlc2). The record is from RefSeq and is a predicted model, not a curated record. Bases 102 to 755 code for a protein of 217 amino acids. The transcript is spliced from 5 exons. Gene Ontology annotation, molecular function: calcium ion binding. NCBI's taxonomy places the organism in Eukaryota, Metazoa, Arthropoda, Insecta, Hymenoptera, Agaonidae.